Molecule: messenger RNA, 6339 nt
Organism: Perognathus longimembris pacificus (Pacific pocket mouse)
Lineage: Eukaryota; Metazoa; Chordata; Mammalia; Rodentia; Heteromyidae
Gene: Col11a2
Product: collagen type XI alpha 2 chain
Molecular function (GO): extracellular matrix structural constituent
Source: RefSeq, a predicted model, not a curated record
ACCGAGGAAGGAGCAGCGCCGGGGGCCCCCCCGACGGCACUUGAUGGAGCUGGGUUGCUGAAUGCUGCAGCCGCGGGCCGGCGUCUGACUGCCGGGCUGAGUCCUGAGUCGCCUCCUGUCAGCCUCAGCCGGGCCUGGGUCCUGGGACCCGGCGUUCUGGUCGCCCAGCCAUGGAGCGGUGCAGCCGCUGCCACCGCCUCCUCCUGAUCCUACCUCUGGUGAUGGCGCUGAGCACUGCCCCGGGGUGGGCAGGUGCACCCUCUGUGGAUGUGCUGAGGGCCCUGCGGUUCCCUUCCCUCCCUGAUGGUGUCCGGAGAACAAGAGGCAUCUGUCCAGCAGAUGCAGCCUACCGAAUAUCUCGACCUGCCCAGCUCAGUGCACCUACCCGCCAGCUCUUCCCAGGGGGCUUUCCCAAAGACUUCUCUCUGCUGACGGUAGUGAGGACCCGCCCUGGUCUUCAGGCUCCCCUCCUGACUCUGUACAGUGCCCAGGGUGUUCAACAACUGGGCCUAGAGCUUGGCAGACCUGUUCGCUUCCUGUAUGAAGACCAGACUGGACGGCCUCAACCCCCAGCACAGCCAGUCUUCCGAGGCCUCAGUCUAGCAGAUGGCAAGUGGCACCGUGUGGCUCUGGCUGUAAAGGGCCAGUCUGUCACUCUUAUCGUGGACUGUAAGAAGCGUGUCACCAGGCCUCUUCCUCGAAGUGCUCGUCCAGUACUGGACACACGCGGAGUGGUCAUCUUUGGUGCCCGUAUUCUAGAUGAAGAAGUCUUUGAGGGUGAUGUCCAGGAGCUUGCCAUUGUUCCGGGUGUCCAAGCUGCCUAUGAAUCCUGUGAACAGAAAGAUCUGGAAUGUGAGGAGAGGCCGAGGGACAGGCCUCAGAAACAACAGUCUCACAGAGCUCAGCGAUCUCCAAAGCAGCAACCAUCAAGACUCCACAGGCCACAAAACCAGGAACCUCAGCGACAGUCCCAGCCCUCUGAGUCUCUCUACUAUGACUACGAGCCCCCUUCUUAUGAUGUGAUGACUACGGGGACGACCCCGGAUUAUCAGGACCCCACCCCAGGUGAAGAGGAAGGCCUUCUGGAAUCAAGCCCCUUGCCACUUCCUGAGGAGGAACACCCAGAUUUUCAGGCCACCCCCACAGCCGACAGGUUCCAGGCAGAGGAGUAUGGGGAGGGUGGCACAGACACCCCAGCAGGGCUCUACGAUUACACCUAUGCCUAUGGGGACGAUUAUCAUGAGGAGACGGAGCUUGGCCCUGCCCUUUCUGCGGAGAAAGCCCACUCAGGAGCCGCUGCCCAUGGACCCCGGGGGCUGAAGGGAGAGAAAGGAGAGCCUGCAGUCAUGGAACCUGGCAUGUUCGUGGAGGGGCCCCCUGGCCCAGAAGGCCCUGCGGGAUUGACUGGUCCUCCUGGCGUCCAGGGGAACCCAGGCCCAGUUGGCGACCCUGGCGAGAGGGGCCCCCCUGGGCGAGCAGGGCUCCCCGGAUCAGAUGGAGCCCCAGGCCCUCCAGGCACAUUGCUUAUGCUCCCAUUCCGAUUUGGCAGCAGUGCGGGUGAGAAGGGUCCCGUGGUGGCGGCCCAGGAGGCCCAGGCCCAGGCGAUUCUGCAGCAAGCACGGCUGGCGCUCCGUGGCCCCCCUGGCCCCAUGGGAUACACAGGCCGCCCUGGACCCUUGGGACAGCCUGGGAGCCCUGGCCUGAAAGGAGAGUCUGGAGACCUAGGACCGCAGGGCCCCCGAGGACCCCAGGGCCUCACAGGUCCACCUGGCAAAGCCGGCCGAAGGGGCCGAGCCGGUGCUGAUGGAGCCCGAGGGAUGCCUGGAGAACCUGGAGUAAAGGGUGACCGAGGUUUUGAUGGGCUUCCAGGAUUACCUGGAGAGAAAGGACACAGGGGUGAUACUGGUGCCCAGGGUCUCCCUGGUCCACCUGGUGAGGAUGGAGAACGGGGAGAUGACGGGGAGAUUGGGCCUCGGGGGCUGCCUGGAGAGUCGGGACCUCGAGGACUCCUUGGUCCCAAAGGCCCCCCUGGCAUUCCUGGGCCUCCGGGAGUCCGAGGCAUGGAUGGUCCGCAUGGCCCUAAAGGGAGCUUGGGACCCCAGGGAGAGCCAGGCCCCCCUGGACAACAGGGCACCCCUGGGACCCAGGGCCUCCCCGGUCCUCAGGGCGCCAUUGGCCCCCAUGGAGAGAAGGGUCCUCGAGGGAAACCAGGACUCCCUGGCAUGCCUGGCUCAGAUGGGCCCCCGGGUCAUCCUGGGAAGGAAGGUCCUCCUGGAACCAAAGGGAACCAGGGCCCAUCUGGACCUCAGGGUCCUCUAGGAUACCCAGGACCUCGAGGUGUCAAGGGUGUCGAUGGAAUUCGGGGCCUGAAGGGUCAUAAGGGUGAAAAGGGCGAAGAUGGCUUUCCUGGCUUCAAAGGUGACAUAGGCGUCAAAGGAGACAGGGGCGAGGUUGGAGUGCCUGGUUCUAGGGGAGAGGAUGGUCCCGAGGGACCAAAGGGACGCACUGGACCCACCGGAGACCCUGGGCCCCCGGGGAUCCUGGGCGAGAAGGGCAAGCUGGGUGUUCCUGGUCUGCCUGGCUACCCUGGACGACAGGGUCCCAAGGGGUCCUUGGGAUUUCCUGGUUUUCCUGGAGCCAGCGGCGAAAAGGGAGCCCGGGGCCUGUCAGGAAAAGCAGGGCCUCGGGGAGAACGGGGCCCCACGGGUCCCCGGGGUCAGCGGGGCCCCCGAGGAGCUACUGGGAAGUCUGGAGCUAAGGGGACAUCGGGUGGUGAUGGCCCCCACGGCCCCCCUGGAGAGAGGGGUCUCCCUGGACCUCAGGGCCCCAAUGGAUUUCCUGGCCCCAAAGGACCCCCCGGCCCCCCUGGGAAAGACGGGCUGCCGGGCCACCCGGGCCAGAGAGGAGAAGUGGGUUUCCAAGGAAAGACGGGUCCCCCAGGACCUCCCGGAGUGGUGGGACCUCAGGGAACAGCAGGAGAAAGUGGCCCCAUGGGAGAAAGAGGUCACCCUGGCCCCCCAGGGCCUCCUGGAGAACAGGGACUGCCUGGCACAGCCGGAAAAGAAGGAACAAAGGGUGAUCCUGGGCCCCCAGGGGCCCCAGGGAAGGAUGGUCCUGCUGGUCUGAGAGGUUUUCCAGGAGAGAGAGGCCUCCCAGGCACUGCUGGUGGAUCCGGUUUGAAGGGGAAUGAAGGUCCGGCUGGCCCACCUGGCCCUGCAGGCUCCCCUGGAGAGCGAGGUGCAGCAGGAUCAGGGGGACCUAUUGGUCCCCCAGGACGCCCAGGCCCACAAGGUCCUCCUGGAGCAGCAGGAGAGAAAGGUGUCCCGGGUGAAAAGGGUCCUAUGGGUCCAACUGGCCGUGAUGGGGUGCAGGGUCCUGUGGGGCUUCCUGGUCCUGCUGGACCCCCAGGUGGAGCUGGAGAGGAUGGAGACAAGGGUGAAGUGGGAGAUCCUGGACAGAAGGGCACCAAAGGGAACAAGGGUGAACACGGCCCUCCUGGGCCUCCUGGACCCAUUGGUCCUGUGGGACAGCCUGGAGCAGCCGGAGCAGAUGGGGAGCCUGGAGCUCGGGGGCCCCAAGGACACUUUGGCGCCAAAGGUGAUGAAGGCACAAGAGGAUUCAAUGGGCCUCCGGGACCCAUUGGCCUCCAGGGUUUGCCAGGUCCCUCCGGAGAGAAGGGAGAAACAGGAGAUGUGGGUCCUAUGGGACCACCUGGUCCCCCGGGACCUCGAGGCCCAGCCGGACCCAAUGGAGCCGAUGGCCCCCAAGGUCCUCCCGGAGGUGUUGGAAACCUGGGUCCUCCUGGAGAGAAGGGGGAUCCUGGAGACUCAGGGUCUCCAGGGGUCCAGGGUGAACCAGGAGCCAAGGGUCCACGUGGGGAGCGCGGAGAGAAAGGAGAGGCGGGGCAAGCGGGAGAAGCAGGACCACCGGGGCCUAAGGGCCCCACGGGUGAUGAUGGCCCCAAAGGGAACCCUGGUCCGGUUGGUUUUCCUGGUGACCCUGGCCCUCCUGGAGAAGGUGGCCCUCGGGGUCAAGAUGGUGCUAAGGGUGACCGAGGAGAAGAUGGCGAGCCAGGACAGCCUGGCUCCCCUGGUCCCACUGGAGAGAACGGACCCCCUGGACCACUUGGAAAGCGGGGUCCUGCUGGCACACCUGGUCCAGAGGGGCGACAAGGAGAGAAAGGAGCCAAGGGAGAUCCUGGUGCGGUGGGCGCUCCGGGGAAGACCGGCCCCGUGGGUCCUGCAGGCCCCGCAGGAAAGCCUGGCCCCGAUGGGCUGAGGGGGCUCCCAGGCUCAGUGGGUCAGCAAGGCCGUCCUGGGGCCACAGGCCAGGCUGGGCCCCCAGGUCCUGUGGGACCCCCGGGGCUUCCUGGUCUCCGAGGUGACGCCGGAGCCAAGGGAGAAAAGGGUCAUCCUGGUCUCAUUGGACUGAUCGGGCCCACGGGAGAGCAAGGAGAGAAGGGUGAUCGGGGACUUCCUGGACCCCAGGGCUCCCCUGGACAGAAGGGAGAGACGGGAAUCCCAGGAGUCGGCCCCAUCGGCCCUGGAGGGCCCCCUGGCCACCCUGGACCCGCUGGCCCCAAAGGAGCCAAAGGAGCCACCGGCCCAGCUGGACCCAAGGGAGAGAAGGGCGUUCAGGGUCCUCCAGGACACCCGGGACCCCCGGGUGAGGUGAUCCAGCCGCUGCCCAUCCAGAUGCCCAAGAAGACUCGCCGCUCAGUGGACGGGAGCCGCGUCAUGCAGGAGGACGAGCCCGUGCCGGCUGGAGGUGCCCCGGGCAGUCCCGCGGGGCUGGAGGAGAUCUUUGGCUCCCUGGACUCUCUGAGGGAAGAAAUUGAGCAAAUGAGGCGUCCAACGGGGACGCAGGACAGCCCCGCCCGCACCUGCCAGGACCUGAAGCUCUGCCACCCGGAACUGCCCGACGGAGAAUACUGGGUGGAUCCCAACCAGGGCUGUGCCCGGGAUGCUUUCCGGGUUUUCUGCAACUUUACUGCAGGAGGGGAGACGUGUGUGACGCCCAGGGAUGAUGUCACGCAGUUCUCCUACGUGGACUCAGAGGGCUCCCCGGUGGGCGUGGUCCAGCUCACCUUCCUGCGCCUGCUCAGUGUCUCGGCCCACCAGGACGUCUCCUACCCCUGCUCUGGAGUAGCCCGUGACGGUCCCCUGAGACUCCGGGGGGCCAAUGAAGACGAACUGAGCCCCGAGACCAGCCCCUAUGUCAAGGAAUUCAGAGAUGGAUGCCAGACGCAGCAGGGCCGGACGGUGCUGGAGGUGCGCACGCCUGUGCUGGAGCAGCUGCCCGUGCUGGACGCUUCCUUCUCAGACCUGGGAGCCCCGGCCAGGCGGGGAGGGGUGCUGCUGGGACCUGUUUGUUUCAUGGGCUAGGACCUCUUCUGUCUGACCCUGUCUGUCAGAACUAGGCCAACCUGGAGCCGCACAGCGUCGGCCCUGUGCCAUCUCCCUCGAGGGCUCCUCACCAUCUAGGGGGCCUUGGGCCAGGGCAUCAUGAGCCCCCAGUCACGAGCAGUCGGGAGGGGCUGGAUCGGGGGUACAGGGACACACACCAGGGGAGGGGUGGCAUCUUGGACUCCCAGCCCGCCGGGCCUGGAGCCUUUGACCCGUUCAAGAACUGAGAUCCUUAUUUAAAACUCACCUUCCAGUCCCCCCGCCUGCCCCAAAACAAGUGGAAGAGAAAGGAUACUGUGUACUUUGUAUUUAAAAGUAACUAUAUUAAUUAUUUAAAGAGUGGAAAAAGCAAAUACCAGAGAAAUGUCAACAAAUCCCAGCCAAGGUUGGAGACAAACUCUCCCAGGGUGGCUCCAGGGGCCCCCUAUCCUGGCCUCAGGGUUCUCUUCAGUGACUAUGUGGGCACACCACACCUGGGGCCCCCACUGUGAAUGCUGACAAAAUGGCCGCCGUUGCCUUGGGGCUUUGGAUCUCUCUGCAGGGUGAGGCUCUCUCAGCCCUACCUACUAGGGUUGGCCCCUGGUCACCUGCCUGCUGUCCUCUUUCCUUGCUCUGGGUCUGGCAGGACCCGGGUGCGACUUGAGGACGAGGGAAGAGACGGAUGAAUGAGGGGUUGUGCAGGACCCGUAUACAGCAGAUUGUUGAUACACUCAAAUUCUCCCGUAUUGGCUGGUAAACCACCAUGGCCCUGAGCCUCGAGUGUCUCGUGGCUAUCCUGGCUACACCAGUCCCUCCCUGGGCACCCACUCACCUUGACUCUGUAAUUGGAAGAUGUCUAGCCGAUGGAUGGAAGGCACUCCCCGGACCCCGUCUAGCCCUAUGCCCAGCGUCCAUUCUGACUGAUGGUUAAAUAAUGUGAUUGUCUCCUCCCUGG